Molecule: messenger RNA, 5298 nt
Organism: Chelmon rostratus (copperband butterflyfish)
Lineage: Eukaryota; Metazoa; Chordata; Actinopteri; Chaetodontiformes; Chaetodontidae
Gene: hdac6
Product: histone deacetylase 6
Exons: 28
Coding region: 1244-4549 (1101 amino acids)
Biological process (GO): chromatin organization
Cellular component (GO): histone deacetylase complex
Molecular function (GO): zinc ion binding; histone deacetylase activity
Source: RefSeq, a predicted model, not a curated record
GACAGGAAGCUGCUGUAAGUCUGAAUGUUUCUAAUUGACCGUUUACAGCUUCUUUAUAGCACUGCUAACAAGCAGAGAGGCUAACGGGUUAGCUAACACCACAGGUGUACCCCGUCAGAGACUGGUCCUGGUCCGGGUCCGGGUCUUGGUUAGCAAUUAGUUCCCCUUCCUGAAUUAUUCCGUGUUUCUCUGUUUGGAGACUAACUUGUGUCGUUAUUCUCCACAGUUUGACUGUAGGGCGUAUUCAGGUGUCGUCAGUCAGUUAAAAAUAUAAACACAGAAGAAGAAACGUUCUUUUGAUGCAUUAAAGGACCGUCGUUUUUUUUCAAGUCCAAUAUAUAAAGACUGAUUGCAUUUGUGUAGAAAUGAAAAAGAGAAGAACGGGGUUGAUGGUGUGAUAUCCUUUGAUUAUAUUGCUGGUACAUAUAUUAAAACCAAACAUUCUUUCUGUAUAAAGUGAAGUCAGAAUCAAUAUUAUGAAUAAUAAAUCUGCGAGGCCCUUCUACUGCAUGCUGGUUUGGUUCAGGUUGGAGUAGCACAGAAAAAACCUUCUGAUCACAGAGAUGAUGAUGAUGCUGCAGGUAACUGUGGGUCUGUUGUAAUAAUCCAUCAGUUAAUGUUUAAAGUUAAUGCCCAGGUGCCCUUAACUAGUCUUAAUCAAUACAAGACAUAUAGUGGAAGAAGUAUUCAGAUCAUUUACUUCAGUAAAAGUACUGAUACCACACUAGAAAUACUCCCAAGUAAAAGCCCUGCAUUGAAAAAUUAAGUAUUAUCAGCAAAAUGUACUCAAAGUGUUGAAAAGUAAAAGUAUUUGUUUGUUGUCAGAAUGAGCCCAGUCAGUGUGAUUAAUUACUGGAUCGUUGUUGUUAUUGAUGUGUAACACUGUACUUGAAUGUUAUAGCUGCUGCAGGUGGAGCUCAUCUGAAAUUCUUCAUAUACUUUAUUACUGAUUGCGAGAUAAUCUGUAACACAGCAACUGAUUUUGGAGCUGAUCACAUGGUUUGAUCAUCUUAAGUAACUGUCAGAUAAAUGUGGUGCAGUAGAAGUAGAAAAGAAAAGACUCAAUUAAAUUACAAGUACUUCAAAGUUCAGUUUUUACUUCACAGUAAACUGAAGUCGACUCAGACUGAAGUGAGGAGUGAAUCGAUUCGUCUGUGAAUUCAGAGACUAAUCAGCAGUUUGAUUCAUCGGUGUCUUCAUCUGUGAGCUGCAGUGGUGUUUCUCUUCAGGUGGAUCAGCAGUUAUGCAGUCUGGAUCAGAUCCUCCGGGAUCUGGACUGAAGUCAGUCAGAAGAUCCCCUCGUCUGUCUCCUCAGUGCGGCAGCCGCAGUAAAGGAAAGGAGGAAAAGAAAGGAGGGAGCAGUCUGCAGGAGGUGAAGAGGAGAGGAAGGAUGGAGAGGAGCAGAGAGGAAGAGGAGGAGAUGAGCGACAGACUGAAGACGCUGGAUCUGUCCAGUAGAUCAGCAGUCAGUGGAACAGGUCUGGUUUUCUCUGAGAUCUUCACUCAUCAUAAGAACUUGUGGGAGUCCAGUCAUCCAGAGAGUCCAGACAGAGUGACGUCCAUCAUGAAGGAGCUGGAGAGAGGAGACCUGCUGUCUCGCUGCGUCAGAGUGGAGCCCAGAGAAGCUACAGAAGAAGAGCUGCUGCUCGCUCACACGAAACAUUAUGUGGAUUUGAUAAAGUCGACUCAGAUGAUGACAGACAGUGAGCUACACGCUCUGUCUGAGAAAUACGACUCCGUUUACCUUCAUCCUGAGUCCUACAAGGUGUGUGUGUCAGCAGUGGGUUCAGUCCUCCAGCUGGUCGAUCAGGUCAUGACCUCUGAACUCAGGAAUGGAUUCGCUGUCAUCAGACCUCCAGGUCAUCAUGCUCAGUCUAACGAGUCGAACGGUUUCUGUAUCUUCAACAACGUUGCGAUCGCAGCUCGAUACGCUCGGACUAGACACUCAGUCAGCAGGGUGUUGAUAGUGGACUGGGAUGUUCAUCAUGGUCAAGGUAUCCAGUACCUGUUCCAGGAAGACCCCAGCGUCCUGUACUUCAGUGUCCACAGGUAUGAGCAGGGCUCUUUCUGGCCUCACCUGUCAGAGUCUGACAGUCAGUUUGUCGGCAGUGGACGAGCUGAAGGCAGAAACAUCAACCUGCCCUGGAACAAGACGGGGAUGACAGACGCUGAUUACAUCACAGCUUUUCAACAACUGCUGCUGCCUGUAGCCCACGAGUUUCAGCCUCAGCUGGUUCUGGUCUCUGCCGGGUUUGAUGCUGCAGUCAGAGAUCCGAAGGGGGAGAUGUGUGUGACUCCUCAGUGUUUCCAUAUUCUGACUCACAUGCUGAUGAGUUUGGCGGAAGGUCGGCUCGUUCUCACUCUCGAGGGAGGUUAUAACCUGCAGUCAACAGCAGAGGGCGCCGCAGCCUGUGUCAGAGCUCUGCUGGGAGGAGCCUGUCCUCCUCUGACACCACCCACCGCUCCGUCUGACAGUGCUCUGCAGUCGAUCUCUCAGACUGUCUCAGCUCUGUAUCCACACUGGGCCUCUCUGCAAAUACUGGAAGGCGGCCCAUUGGCUGAGGGGAGUGUCGUCAGAGCAACGACCGAUGAGCAGAAGACUGAGCAGACCAGCCCCACCCCUUCUGUUUCCACAGCAACAGGCCUGGUUUAUGAUGAAAGGAUGAUGGAACAUCUGAACAUGUGGGACAGACAUCACCCUGAACAGCCUCAGAGGAUCUUUAAAAUCUUCUCCAAGCACCAGCAGCUGGGAUUGGUUGAUCGUUGCCAACGGAUACCAGCUCGAUUAGCAACAGAGGAGGAGCUGUCCAGGUGUCACAGUGCGCAGCACAUUCAGCAGAUGAAGGCCACAGCAGUGAUGAAGACCAGAGAUUUACACAAACUGGGUGCUGAAUUCAACUCCAUUUACAUUAACAACCAGAGCUUCCAGUGUGCUCUGCUGGCUGCUGGAGGCUGCUUCAACGCUGUGGAGAGGAUCCUCACAGGACAGGUGAGUAACGGUGUGGCCAUCGUCCGUCCUCCUGGACAUCACGCAGAGAGAGAUUCUCCCUGUGGUUUCUGUUUCUUUAACACGGCAGCGCUUACCGCUCGCCACGCCCAGAAAGUAUCCCAUGAUACACCGCUGCGAGUACUCAUCGUGGACUGGGAUGUCCACCAUGGCAACGGGACACAGCACAUAUUUGAGGAUGAUGACAGUGUCCUCUAUGUCUCCCUCCAUCGCUAUGACAACGGGAUGUUCUUCCCAUCUUCAGAGGACGCUGCCCCCGACAGGGUGGGCAUAUCCAAGGGGGCAGGGUUUAAUGUCAACAUAGCGUGGAGUGGAGGGCGCAUGGGCGAUUCCGACUACCUCGCUGCCUUUCACCGUAUUGUCAUGCCGAUCGCCACUGAGUUCAACCCCGGUCUGGUUCUGGUGUCGGCCGGGUUCGAUGCAGCUCGGGGGGAUCCACUGGGUGGAUAUCAUGUGACUCCGGAGGGAUACGCCCACCUCACACACCUGCUGAUGUCACUGGCGGGGGGGCGGGUCCUGCUCAUACUGGAGGGAGGUUAUAACUUAACCUCCAUCUCUGACUCCAUGGCGAUGUGCACCAGCGUGUUGCUAGGAGACCCUCCUCCAUCCUUGACGACGCCCCUCCCCCCUCCUCAUCACAAUGCCGUGUCAACGAUCAACGAGGUCAUCCGACACCACGCCCCCUACUGGAGGUCACUGAGGAUACACCUCCCAGAGUCUGUGCGGGCAUCCCUGCCUUCCCUGAAGCAUCGUGGGAAACGUAGUUCUAAAGGACAAGGGAGGAAGUCAAAGCAGCUCAGCACUGACCAACCACUGCUGCCCCCUACAGGACAGGAGGCCACAACGACGGAGUCCAGUCUGGAGCAGCUCACACAGGGACUGGCCAGUUUGGACAUCAGUCAAACCUCAGCCAAUCACACUACCUCUACGUCCACCCCAGUGGGUGGGGCCAGGCCGAAGGUCCGCCUUGCCCUGGACAAGGUCACUGGUGAAGGUGAAGUGAAGACAGAGUCAAGUGAAGUGACUCCUGAGCAAAGCCAAUCAGAAGGGAGUACACUGCUGCAGACUCAGACUGUUGCCACGGCAGCGUCAGAGUCAUCUGCUGGUGGAGGGGGGGCGGAGCCAGAGACAGAGGGAGCCUGUGGUUGGUCGAAGUCUCAGACGUCUCUGGAGCUGAUGUGUGGAGGACAGACGGAUGCCCCUCUGUAUGUGGUGAACCCUCUGUCUUGGUGUCCUCACCUGGAUGCUGUUAAGCCCCUCCCCCCCUCAGGUAUAGAUGUCUUCCUGGCAUGCCAGGAUUGUGGCUCUGAUGCUGAGAACUGGACCUGUCUCACCUGCUACCAGGUGUUCUGCGGUCGUUACGUUAACGAGCACAUGGUGAUUCACGGCGUCGUAUCCGAACAUCCGAUGGUUCUGAGCUUCUCUGAUCUGUCAGUAUGGUGUUACCUGUGUGAGGCCUACAUCCACAACCAGAUUCUGUUUGAAGCCAAAAACGCUGCUCACUUCGCCAAGUUCGGAGAGGAGAUCCCUCCAUGGAUCUGAGAGGUGGAGGAGGAGGAGAUGAUGUUUUUAUUUUUCUCUGUCUCUCCUCCUUCAGUUUAAUUGGACUGUUGAGUGUGUUCAUUUGUUCAACAUCCAGCAGCACUGGUGCUUUGUGGGAAAUCUACGGUGUCCCACAACUGCCAAAAAACAAACAAACAAAGAAAUUACAUUUUUAUUUUUCAUAUUUUUUAACUGCAGAUUGGUGCUGAUCAUCUUCAUCAUCUUUAUUAUCAUCAUCUAAACCUGUCAGCAGGUUGUGAAAAUGUGACCAAUCACCAGCAGCCAAUUGUUCAGCAGAGAAGAAGAGUUGUGCUCUGGAGGUCAGAGAGGUGAUGAUGUCAGCAAGAGGCCACGCCCACAAACUGUCCUUUUUUUUAAAUUUAAUUUUUGUGACAGAACAACGAAAAUCUGCUUCUCAUUAUUUAUUUCACAGUGUUUAGUGUAACUAUUUCUCAUGUUCAAUUAAUGACAAACUCUUUGAAAUAUGAUCCACUGAGGUUUUUCACGCCAGACUUUAUUCUGAUAAGAAUUUGGAGCACAAAGUGGUCAACAAGCAGCUCGUUAAAGCAGCUCGUUAAAGCAGCUCGUUAAAGUUCAGCAGCAGUUUAUGACAGGAGCGAAAGUGUUUGUUUCUCGGCUUGUAAAUGUUGGACUAACGGUAAUAACAUUCAGUGAUCAGUGAACUUUCCAGUGACAGAAACCAGCAAAAAGUUUUCAUUCAGCAGCUGAUGCAUCCAGCAAAUAAAAGA